AUGAAAGAAGAAAUACCAAUCUGGCUGAAAGACCUUGACAUCUUGAUACUCCUCGAGUCCAGACUCAGUGCUAACACCACGGCACCCACCAAAUUCCAAUUUGCAGGUUUCGUCACAUUUCGAAAGGAUAGAGAGACAGACAUCGGCGGUGGCAUCCUCAUUUUCAUUCGACAAAGCAUAGCCUUUAUAAUAAAUGACACCAAGAGGUUCUUGAAGGCAAUAGAGGAUCAGGACCCAGCCCUCUUCAUACACAAUACGGAAACACUCACACACGUGGACCCUCGCGACAAUCGAAGGAAAUCCAAGAUCGACCUGAUUAUUUCGACCAUCGAUGUAGCUGAUAGGCUUACCUACAACAUUGGAGACGAACUCUGCGGCUCGGACCACUACCCAUUACGACUGACAAUUAGCGUAGAAAAAAAUUACCACAGGAAAAAGACUUUCAAAAUCUAUACAAAAAGCACUGAAUGGGACAAAGUCCACGAGGAGCUGGAGACGAGUUACGAGACCUUUCUGUCUCGGGAAUUUGACAUCAGCAGCCCAGUCGAACAGUACAACACCUUCGUCAACACAGUUAAGGAAGCCAUACGGAAGCACACACCGAAGAGGAGGGAACAGAAGCCCAAGAACCCCGAGACGACUAAUAAGAGACAAAAAGAACAGGAUAAUCCGUGCAAAUGGUGGGACAACGAGUGUAGCAAGGCCAAACGGCUACGAAGAGCUGCUGAGAGAAAAUGGGAAUACUCGAACAGUGAAGCAGACCGCAUCAAAUACAACCGAGCCUCAGCCCAAGCAAAGAAACUAUUCAAGAAAAAGAAAAGGCAACACUUUCAAGAGUUUGCUCAGAGUCUGGACAGCAGAAGCAACGGCAGUUUCGUAUGGAAUACUUCCAAAAUUCUCAAGAACAAAUGGGUCAAAUUGUCUCACAACAAGGUCACCGACAAUCUACAGUGGCGCAACAACAUAGACAAAGCAAUUAACAAAAUAAGUCCAGCACAUGCAUGGACGGAUUUGACUGUCAUCUUGAAAAAAUUACCCGUCAAGUAUCACCUGAUCCUGCUGGACAUCUUCAACAACCUCUACAGAGCCGAAGAAUAUCCAGAGGAUUGGAUACACCACUUCAUCCACUUUAUACCCAAAACUGGUGGGUCGGAUGUUAGACCCAUAGCUCUGGCUCCAUGUCUGGCCGAACUGUUUGGAAGUUUGCUGAAAAUCAGACUGGACUGGUGGUUAGAGCACCACGACAAGAUCACCAACAGUCAAACGGGCUUUCGCAAGGGAGUAUCCUGCCAUAACAACCUGGUGAACCUAUCCUUCGGUCAAUGA
Molecule: messenger RNA, 1326 nt
Organism: Diachasma alloeum
Lineage: Eukaryota; Metazoa; Arthropoda; Insecta; Hymenoptera; Braconidae
Exons: 3
Coding region: 1-1326 (441 amino acids)
Source: RefSeq, a predicted model, not a curated record